AUGUAUAGAAUCAAUCAAAAAAUUCUAAUAAAGAUAAUCAUGAAAAAAUAAUAAAUGCAGAAUAUAAAUUUUUAUUAAUAAUAUUUGAAAUCCAGGAUCACCUUUAAUAAGAGAGGAAAAUGGCAAUAAUAUGUUAAUUAUUAGAAAUUUGGUAGAGAUUUUAAAUUGGAAACUAACUAAAAAUAAAAUUAUUAUAAAAUUUUGUAAGGACGCUAUUAAUUGAAAUUAGAAUUAAUAAAAAGAAAACAAAGAUAUAAUAACUCAUUUAGACCUAAAAGCAAAGAAAAUAAUAGUUUAAUUAAUUAAUUAACGAAAGAAAUUCUUUAAAAAUAUUCUAAUAAUAUUGAUAUUUAAUUCAUGAAUUAGUAAAUUUGA
Tetrahymena thermophila SB210 is the source of this 375-nucleotide messenger RNA. RefSeq lists its product as hypothetical. The record is from RefSeq and is a predicted model, not a curated record. The transcript has a single exon. Lineage: Eukaryota; Ciliophora; Oligohymenophorea; Hymenostomatida; Tetrahymenidae.